Molecule: messenger RNA, 3630 nt
Organism: Colletotrichum spaethianum
Lineage: Eukaryota; Fungi; Ascomycota; Sordariomycetes; Glomerellales; Glomerellaceae
Product: DNA-directed RNA polymerase I subunit RPA2
Exons: 2
Coding region: 1-3630 (1209 amino acids)
Biological process (GO): DNA-templated transcription
Cellular component (GO): RNA polymerase I complex; nucleus
Molecular function (GO): DNA-directed RNA polymerase activity; DNA binding; ribonucleoside binding
Source: RefSeq, a predicted model, not a curated record
AUGGCUCCUUCAGCGACCAGCACCGAGUGGGAUCACCAGUACAACACUCUCCGCCGCGAGAACCUCUUCCGCAACCCCCCGAAAGAUCACACGGCCUACCCUGCCCUGCAAGAGGCCGUCAGCCCUCACAUCGACUCCUUCAAUGCCUUGUUCAGGACCGACGGUAAGAGCCUCCUCGCCCGAGGCCUAGAGGAUAUCGGUACCAAGACCUACCUCGACGGUGACGACAGGGCUGGUCUCGAAGGCAAGAACCGCUUGUCUAUUCGCAUUAAGGGCGUGUCACUGCAAAAGUCCCAGCUGCCCCCCUCCAACAAGUUUGCCAGGAAUCGCGAAAUCCUGCCUGCCGAAUGCAGAGAGCGCCACUGCACGUACCGAGGCAGGCUCUCGGCUACCUUUGAGUACAGAAUCAACGAUGGCGACCCCAAGGAGUUCGUUCGGGAGCUUGGCCAAGUGCCCAUCAUGGUCAAGAGGAAGGAGGAAUCCGAGGAACUGGGCGGCUACUUCAUCGUCAACGGUAUCGAAAAAAUCAUUCGAAUGCUGCAAGUCAACCGCAGGAACUUCCCCAUGGCGAUCAACCGACCGAGUUUCCAGAAUCGAGGCCAAGGCUACACCCCCUACGGUAUCAUUCUCCGAUCCGUCAGACCUGACGAGACAUCUCAGACCAACGUCUUGCACUACUUGAGCGACGGCAACAUGACGUUCCGCUUUUCCUGGAGGAAGAACGAGUACCUCGUGCCGGUCAUGAUGAUUCUGAAGGCGCUGGUGGAGACGAACGACCGAGAAAUCUUUGAGGGGCUCAUCGGUCUGUCCGGAUCCAAAUCGGCCAAGAACACCUUCUUGACGGAUCGCGUUGAGCUGCUUCUCCGAACCUACAAAUCUUACGGCCUUUACAGCAAAACCGAGACGAGAGCCUACCUAGGCGAGAAGUUCCGCGUGGUAUUGGGUGUGCCAGAUACCAUGUCCAACUACGAUGUUGGUACCGAGUUCCUGCGCAAGAUUGUCCUUGUGCACCUUGGCAACAUAAACGUCACUGAGAAGGAGGACAACGACAAGUUCCGGAUGCUUCUUUUCAUGAUCAGGAAGCUGUAUGCUCUUGUGGCCGGCGACUGCUCAGUCGACAACCCUGAUGCCGUUCAAAACCAGGAGGUUCUUCUGGGUGGUUUCCUCUAUGGUAUGAUCUUGAAGGAGCGCCUGGAAGAGUUCCUGACAACUGCUGUCCGUCUUUCAUUGCGAGAAUGGACCAGGAAACACCCUGCUACGCCCUUCACAUCACAAGACUUUGCCAAGGAGUUUCCUGCCAACAUCUUCAGACACGCCAACGAGAACCUCGGAAACGGACUGGAAUACUUCCUCUCUACGGGUAAUUUGACAAGUCCUUCUGGUCUCGACCUGCAGCAGACAGCCGGUUUCACUGUCGUCGCGGAAAAGCUCAAUUUCUUGCGUUUCCUUAGCCACUUCCGAAUGAUCCACAGAGGUGCCUUCUUCGCCGAGUUGAAGACGACGACAGUCAGAAAGCUUUUGCCCGAGUCUUGGGGCUUCAUGUGCCCAGUACACACCCCCGAUGGUGCUCCUUGUGGUUUGUUGAAUCAUCUGGCUCACAAAUGUAAAAUUAUGACGGAAGCCGUCGAUGCCUCCAAGAUACCCGGUCUUGUCGCAGAGCUGGGUGCCGUAGAGACAUCUUCCGCCGCAACAGACGAGAGCGUUGUCGUCAUGCUUGACGGCAGAAUUGUUGGCUUCUGCACGCCUCAAGAGUCUUUGAGAAUUGCAGACACUCUCCGAUACUGGAAGGUUGAAGGUACUCACGGUGUGCCUUUGCAACUCGAGGUUGGAUACGUUCCUCCUUCCAACGGUGGUUCUUACCCUGGUAUUUACCUGGCGUCUGCGCCCGCGCGUAUGGUCAGACCCGUCAAGUAUCUUCCCCUCGAUAAGGAGGACUUCGUUGGACCUCACGAGCAACCUUACAUGUCCAUCGCUGUCGUGGAAAAUGAGAUUGUGUCUGGAGAGUCUACUCACGUGGAAUUCACACCUACGAACAUGCUUUCUAUUCUUGCCAACAUGACGCCUUUCUCGGACUUCAACCAGUCUCCCAGAAACAUGUAUCAAUGUCAGAUGGGUAAGCAAACUAUGGGAACACCAGCAACUGCUCUGCGAUACCGAACGGACAACAAGAUGUACCGGCUGCAAAGCGGCCAGACGCCCGUUGUGCGAUCGCCCCUGCACAACGCUUACGGAUUCGAUAACUUCCCCAACGGUUUCAACGCCGUUGUGGCGGUUAUUUCGUACACCGGUUACGACAUGGACGACGCUAUGAUUCUGAACAAGUCAGCACACGAAAGAGGAUUCGGUCACGGCACGAUUUACAAGACGAAGAAGAUCACUCUUAAAGACGAGUCGAGAACUCGAGCUGUCAAGAAUAUCUCGAAGCUGUUCGGAUUCGCCCCUGGUGGUUUUGUCAAGGGACACUACCGUGGUCAGCUUGACGAGGAUGGUCUGCCCUAUGUCGGCCGACUGGUUCAAGAAGGAGACGUUCUCUGCGCAUGGCAUACUGUAUCAGCCGAUUACAGCGGCAAGCUGAUCAACCUCGACGGCCAGACGCACUACGAGAAGUACAAGGAAUCCGAGACCGCCUUCGUUGAGGAGGUGCGUGUGAUUGGCAGUGAGACAGGUAACGAGCCUGCCCAGACAAUCUCCAUCAAACUCAGAGUUCCUCGAUCGCCUGUCAUUGGUGAUAAGUUCUCUUCUCGUCACGGACAGAAGGGUGUUGCUUCCCAGAAGUGGCCCGCCGUCGACAUGCCUUUCUCCGAGUCUGGUAUGCAGCCCGAUGUCAUCAUCAACCCGCACGCUUUCCCCUCCCGUAUGACCAUUGGUAUGUUCGUCGAGUCGCUUGCUGGAAAGGCGGGUGCUCUCCAUGGGCUGGCGCAAGAUUCGACGCCAUUCAAGUUUAACGAGGAGAACACUGCCGCCGACUACUUCGGCCACCAGCUGAUGAAGGCUGGAUACAACUACCACGGCAACGAGCCCAUGUAUUCUGGUAUUACUGGAGAGGAACUUGCGGCGGACAUCUACGUUGGUGUCGUUUACUAUCAGCGUCUGCGUCACAUGGUCAACGACAAGUACCAGGUGCGAACGACAGGACCAGUCGUUCCUACAACUGGGCAGCCCAUCAAGGGUAGAAAGCGUGGUGGUGGUAUUCGUGUGGGAGAGAUGGAGCGUGACGCGCUGCUCGCUCACGGCACGGCCUUCCUGCUGCAGGACCGUCUGCUUAACUGUUCCGAUUACACACGAUCCUGGAUCUGUCGAAGCUGUGGCUCAUUCCUCUCGGUUCAGCCGACGGUCUCGCCUUUCGUGGGCAAGAAGAAACAGGUCACAACAGUCCGCUGUAGAAACUGCGCAACCCGCAUUGAUGCCGGUGAUGCGGAAAGCGCUGCCAAGGUGGAGGGAGAGAUUUGGGAGGACGGACAGGGCAACCAGUGGGUUGGAGGCGAGAACACCACGGUUGUCGUCGUUCCAGGAGCGCUGAAGUUCCUGGAUGUGGAAUUGGCAGCCAUGGGUGUCAAGCUGAAGUACCGCGUCGACUCCCGCGAUGCGCCUCGCAAGGGCCCAUUGAAGCCCAUGUCAUCAUUACCUUAG